AUUUAACAGCAGGGGGCGUUGAGGAAAAAAUGGUCGAGUUAAAGACGUAAUUGUCGUUUGAGAUGGAUGAAGAUAUUGCUUUAUAGCUUUUACAACUUAAGAGUGUUAAUCAAACCAAUCUUUAUUAUUGUUUUAAUCAUGAACUAUCACAUAAAAGCAAUCAUUUUUAUUCAUUCUUGGAUUCUUGUUUUUACUAGCCAAUGCCUUAAUAUGUAUCGAUCCGACUGUGAAAAUUUCAGGUUAGAAUCUUGUCCUUGUACUAUAUCUACAGAUAUAAAUGAACAUGAUUGUGUAGCUUUUUUGAAUUGUGUACAUUCUAAUAGAGAAACCUUUCAAGCUGUUCUAAAUUCAUUUACUCUAAAAAAUGAACAAAGUAUCAAUAAAUUACUACUAAUUAAUGCAACUGUCAGCUUCAGUAAUUUUUCUGAAUUGACAAGAAGUGAUACAGAUCACUUAAGUAAUGCAAAACAUUUAAAGUUUUCUCAUGAUGGCAUUGAAAGGAUUUCUGCUGAUACUUUCUUAAUGCUUAAAGAACUUGUAAGUUUAGAUUUGUCAAAUAAUAAAAUAUCCAAUCUUCCGGAAAAUGUUUUUAGCAGCUUAAUCUAUCUCAGAUUGUUGAAUUUAUCGCAUAAUGUAAUUCAUACGCUCAGGUCGAAUGUCUUUAAAAAUUUGACGAGUUUGAUUAGUCUUGACCUUUCAGAAAAUAACUUGACAGAGAUUCCCGAGGAUUUGUUCUCUUGGACGCCCUUGGUGUCCUUGUCACUUUCCAAAAACAAAAUUACUAGCUUCCCUAAAAAAAUUUUUGUAAAUUUGAAACAUUUGCGUGAAUUAGAUUUGUCGUACAACAGUUUGGUGGAAUUGUCACCACAAUGGCUUCGGCCUUUGACAAAUCUUCAGGCAAUAUCCAUUGCUUACAACAAGCUUACGACAAUUAGAAAAGAAGUCUUUGAAAAUGAUAAAUUAAACAAGAUAAAUUUAAUUGGUAACCUGUGGAAUUGCAAUGAAAAUAUGUAUUGGUUGUAUUUGUUUAUCGAAGAGAACAAGGAAAAAUUUGAAAGCUUAAGUUCGGUAAUGUGCCAGGAAUCAAAGUAUGGUUUAAAUGAAACAAUUAUGAAUAUUUUGGAAGUAGUUCAUCUUGAAAAGCAAAUUAACAAUACCGAAUUGUGUAAUUUUUGUAAUUGCUCAUUAAACCAGGAUAGAAGAUUUGUAGCGGUUGACUGUAGCAACAGGAACCUGACUGCCUUACCUGAAUUGCUUCCGGUAAAAACUCGGCAAGUGUCUCUCAAUAAUAAUCAAAUUACGUCACUAACAAUAAAAGAGUCUGCUUCCCACUGGGAAUACGUAAGAUUUUUAUAUUUAAGUAAUAACCGCAUUUCAUCAUUGCUUUCUUUACAAGAUUUUAAAUUUCACAAGAAUCUUAUUGAACUCAAUCUUAGUAAUAAUAAAUUAAAAGAAGUUCCCAUCUAUCUACUCGAUAAGCUUACUAAAUUGGAAAUCUCCUUGGGAGGAAAUCCAUGGAAGUGUGACUGCAACACGGUCAGGUUUAAAACUUGGUUGCAGGAUAAUUAUCAGAUGGUGGUAGAUAUUGGAGACAUACGUUGUGCACCUGGAGACUUAUCUCAUUCAAAUUCCAUAAUCUACUAUUUGCAGAAGUCGGAUCUGUGCCCGCAGGAACGAGUUAUAGAUUAUUUGGAUAUUCUAAAUGUCGUUAUGGGCAUUCUUAUUGUCGUAAUUAUAUCAAAAGUUACUUACGAUUAUUGGCGACAGAAACGAACGGGUAAACUUCCAAGGUUUUUCAGUUUAAAUUGAUUAGAACUUUGUUAAUAUUUUUGUUUUUGACUUAAAAAUGCUACUGUGCAUUUAAAAUAUAAUUUUGUACAGCAUCCAUUUAAGUUUUGUUGUUAAAAAUUAUGACAAAACAUUGCUGUAAAGAAUAUUGUAGCAAAUUUUUUGAUUGCUACUGAAUUUUAUUAUUGUUUUUUUAAUUUUUAUGUACAAAUUGUUGUUAAGGAAAGUAAUUUGUGCCAUUUUUAUUCAUUUCAAAUCUAUAAUACAAAUUGAAAUGAAAGUUAUUUAACUUGUUAAGUCACUAAAAAAAAAUCAAUAUUUUAAUUGGUACAUCCCAAAAAACAUCAUGAAAAAAUGUCAUUAAAAAUUUUUCUAAUCAUCUUAUAUUAUACUCUGAAUGGACAUUAUAUUUUUGUUUAAUUCAUACUUUAUGAGAAUGGAAAUGAGAAGAGAAGCAAGUAUCUUAUCUGUUUCUAUUGUUCACUUCUCAAGAAUGUUCAUACUUUGAAACAAUGAAAUAAAAUGUGCAAGUGCUUCCAAUGCUCAUCAUUGUGCUACUUUAAAGCACUUGUCAAAGUCAUAAAAGCAUUUACUAUAUUUUAUGGCAUAUAAGAUGCAAUCUUUGACCAAAAAAGCAAAAGAUUCCCUGUCUCUUAUGUGAAAUUGUGAUCUCUGAUAAGCUAAUGAAUUAUCCUGUAUAUAGGAAGAGAGUGUCUCUAGUAGGUUAUAGGUAACUUCUACCUAGCCCAAUUCCUGGAUAAAAAUAUUACUGUUUAAUUAAACUUAUUACACUGAAUAAUUUUUCCUAAAUACUCUGUGCUAAAUGGGGAUGCAUCUUAUAUGCCAUAAUGUACAGUACCUAUUUUCUUAAGCAAUUGUAAAAUGUUUUAUUAGAAACGCACAUUUUUCAAAAACAAAAUGAAGAAUUUUACAAACAAAAGGAAACUAGGGAAGAUAGUCUGAAGUACAUUUUUUAUAUAUAAAUUUUAAAUUAAUACAGGCCCAUGAGAAAAUGGAUGGUUACAAAUAGACAUUAUUAACUUUAGAAUAUUUAUUAACACGUUUUCACAUACAAAAUUUCAAACAACAUAGUCUGCCAUUUAUGUUUUGAAGAUGAUAUCACUCCAGUAAUUGAUUCACUCUCACACAAUUCAUUUUUGAAGUAUAAUUUCAAUGUUUUAAUAAAAGAAAUAAUUUCAAUAUUUUGUGAACAAAGCAUAUGGUAUGUGAAGAUUGUCUACAAAAUACUGAAACUUUAAAGGUAAUUUGUCACGUAGUUAACAACAUACCAAGAAUAUAUUGCACUACUUUAGGCACAACAUACUUUGAAAAUGAAGUGUGUAUCAAUGGAACUCACUGGAGUGAUGUUGACUUCAAAACACAAAUGGCAAACUAUGUUGUUUGAAAUCUUGUAUACAAAAACUUAGUUAUUAAAUUUUUAAUACUUAUAAAGGUCUGUUUAUAAUCACCUGUUUUACUGCCAGACCUUGUAUUCCAAUUUUGAAGCUUAAUAAGUCACUCAAAAUAUAUAAAUAGUGUAUAAAAGUAUCAAUUAACAUUUCUUGGUUACUUUGAUUAAAAACACAAAGAAUUGUUGGAAUAUUUUACUAUUUAGUAUGUUAAGAGAAAUGCAUGGAGUAUAGCAAAAUAAACUGACUUAGUGUCUCUUGCUCUCAUAUCUUUGUGGUUGUACUUAAUACGAAUCAAACUUGAGGAUUUUUCAGACCUACAUUCUACAUGAUAUUAACUGAAAGAAAUGAGAUUUUAUAUUUAAAAUUAAACUGAAUAACCAACUUCCUCACAAGGUUGUAAAACUUCAAUUUAAUUCCAAAUUGGUCUCAAUGUCAAAAUCAUUUUAAAUACAUAAUUACUUAUGUAAACUCAUUAUAUAUAGAAAAUAUAUUCUAUAAUGUUGAUUCUAUAUUCUUCAAAUUGUGUUGUGAAAUGAUGUUAUAGUUGUUCAAAUGAUUAUGUACAGUACAUGUAUAAAGUGGUAAUUUUUACAUCAUGUUUUAAUAUAAAGAUUUCAGAUCCCUUAAUCCACAGUUUAAUUAAAUCAAGAAAUGUCGGUACUUAAUGUUUAAUAAUCUUAA
Messenger RNA from Centruroides sculpturatus (bark scorpion), 3881 nucleotides. Its product is annotated as slit homolog 1 protein-like. Bases 67 to 1809 code for a protein of 580 amino acids. The transcript has 3 exons. The record is from RefSeq and is a predicted model, not a curated record. Lineage: Eukaryota; Metazoa; Arthropoda; Arachnida; Scorpiones; Buthidae. Gene Ontology annotation, molecular function: protein binding.